This is a messenger RNA of Paecilomyces variotii, 2154 nucleotides long. RefSeq lists its product as hypothetical. The coding region runs from base 249 to 2033 and encodes 594 amino acids. The transcript has a single exon. NCBI's taxonomy places the organism in Eukaryota, Fungi, Ascomycota, Eurotiomycetes, Eurotiales, Thermoascaceae. The record is from RefSeq and is a predicted model, not a curated record.
UUCAACGUGAAACCUUCAGGGAAGUAAGUAGUGCCUGGCUGGAUGACCACCAGCGAAUUCCUACCACUAGGUAUUCAAAUUCUUUUUCAUCUUUCUCCUUUUGUAUGUUUAUACCAGUCUAUUUUUGUUGGCUCGAAUCAAUUCUCCAUGUGCGGACAACUCAAUCGCAGCCGCCCACUUAUUCCUCUGUCCGCAGUUAAGUAACAGUCUAUUGAAGUAGAACAGGAACACGGUCGAGACAUUUCAAAAUGCCCGAUCCAGCAUCUUUACCACCUGAACUAUUCGGGAUGAUCCUGCACGAGGUCAUACGCCAAAAUCGCGACAAUCAUGGUUCUCCCGAGAAGAGGUUCGACCCGGCAUUAUUGCCACUUGAAAUACCCAGCAAGGACCUAGAUGCUGCAGUCCGGCGUCUGCCGGACGCUCGUUCUGAAGAAAGACAACUUUCGGACCUUUGCCGGGUUGGAAAGCAGUGGAGGGAUCUGGUACAACCAACGUUGUACGAAACGUUCACAUAUCGCGGAGAAAGGCAAUCCUUAAGAAAUCUCUGGCUCUACCUCCGAACGAUACUCAGUCGCCCGGAACUUGCUUCAUGCGUGAAGCAUCUAGAAAUUCGCGCAUGGGGCUGCUGGGUUAUUCCGUCAGACGUGGAGAAGCCGGAGAAUCAGCUAACUCUCUCGCAGGCCGAGAGAGUCGUGCUCAAGGCCGCCAUUGGUGACGCUGGUUUUAAUGAGAAAGAUGAAUUCAACAUGUUCUGGGCAAUUGAAAAGAAUGCCGAUCGGACCCCUUUAAUGGCUAUCUUGCUCACACGGCUGCCGAAUGUGGAAAGCAUUCAGGCUCACGUCCCGGCUUGGUGCUAUUAUCUCAGUGAGAUCUUCAAAAAAGCCAUUGAAAAAGAAGAGGGCACAACGAAUCGCAGUCCCAGGUAUCGAGCUUUUCAGAAAUUAUCACGAGCGGAAUUCUUCUGUGAGGGCUAUCACUGCAAUGACACUGGUCACCCGUGGGAGAGAUACUACGAUCUUAAUUUGGACUAUCUAUGGCCUGUGUUCUACCUGCCGCAACUGAAGGUAUUGGGUCUCUACGAUCUGAACCCGAGGGGCGCUGCAGCGAUAUUUGACAAAAAUGCCCGACAGAUAUCGCCGGUGGUAGAUUUGACGAUUGUGCUCGAUCAUCCAUUAUCCGAAGAAAAUGAUGAUCUUUGGACACUUCUUGAUCUCCCGGAGACUCUCGACACGUUACGUCUCUCGGUGAUGAAGACGUUGGAGACAGACCCUGUGACAACUUUGAAACGGAAACUGUGGCCGAGUUUAGAUCGAUUCAAAGACCAGCUGUUUCAUCUCGAUUUGCAUGAGCACGUGAACGAGUUUUGGUGUCCGCCGCCGAUAGGUGCGUUUGGUGAAGAGGAAGAAGAACAAGACGACUACGACGAUGACGAUGACGAUAGUUACGAUAGUUACCAAGAAGAAAAAGAAAAGGUGGAGAAAAAACCAGUUUACUGCUGUCCAUUACGGUCAUUUCUUUCUCUGAAACACCUUGCUGUUGUCCCAGAUCUACUCCUUGGCGACCAGUACAAGCAUCAAAAAUUGACCACCGGUUAUCUCCGGGCACAUCUGCCCAACCGAUUAACAAAACUCACCCUUUACAGGUCUUACUUCGCGAAUUUUUUGUAUCACGAUUGGGACACUUCUCUCGAGGUUUACGUGCGUCGUCAUGAAGACGAAGGUGGACCGAUGGACAUGAUCCUAAUUAAUGAGAGAUUCGUCGAUAGCGAGGGUAGUUCGAUGUUUACACCCUAUGGGUCGUUUGAAAAGACUGAAAAGGCUUGCCAGGAGCAAGGAACCGUUUUCCAAACUAGCGCAGAGGCAGAACAUGAACUUGAGAAUGGUGGAAGAUUAACCAAAGUAUACACUGACGCCGAAAAUAUUCGUGGACAUUUUGAAUAUAUGACUACACUGCAUCGGGAUCCUAGGGCGUACAGCUGGAGCUCGACGGAACAAGGUUACGGUGCAAUGACUUGGAGUACUAUAUGUAUUUAGGGCGUCCGCCAGUCUUAUCGAGAAAGAAGUUAUCUGUGUUAGCUCAGAGAUCAUAAUGUUUACAGUAUUUAGUACAUAGGUCUUAUUCUGUGCUACGAAAUGGAUCCAAAAAUCAAGGCCA